GUAUUCAGACAUCACUUUCUUAUUCCACUUCUGUCCCUCCGCUCCUCACGCUCCUCUCUCAAAAAAAAAAAAAAAAAAAAAAACACUUUCCAGUUCAUCUUUAGAUCUGGACCAACCAACAACUGAUGAUUCUUAACCUGUUCUUUUAAUGGACAACACUAAAAACUUGUUUCUUCUAAGAAUCAGGGUCCAAAGAGCGUUUAUUCACUGUUCAACCGUUGAAAAUAACUGAUAAGUGAUAACUAAGAACCCAAUUUUUUCUUUUCCUUCUGAAAAUUUUCCUCUCAGUUUUUGACUUUAAGCCGAAAGUCCAUGCCUUCAUAAUUAUUACACCACCAUUUUUCCAGCUUUAGCUUUAUAGUUGAAUUUUUUUUCUUAUUUUUAGUCUAUAUUUCUAUUAUUACAAGCUUUCUUGAUUUUGUGCCUGGCGCCAACCUUGAAGCUGCUUGAAAUGGUUAAGCUAGCUUUUUUUGGUUGUUUUUGACAAGGAAAGUUGAUUUUUAGAUAUUCUUCUAUAACUAAAAAUAGAUAUUUAGCUGGUUCAAGUUCUUUUUUUUUUUUUUUUGUGUUUCUGCCAAUUGUUUAUUUUUCCUGAGAAUCUCUUUGGCUGUAGGUGUUGUAUUAAGGCAAAAAAGUGUUCUUUUUAUGCCAAUAACUGCAUUUUUUCCGCGAAAGGGUCUGCUGUUUUCACUUUGAUUAUUUGGAAAAAUGUUCAUUUCCACUGAAACAGAGCAGAUCCCAUUGUCUUCAAAUGAUGUUAAAGAGCCUUUGACGUCUUCCCCAGUGGGAUCAAAUCCUGAUUCCUUUAAUGGGUUGCCCCCAGUUCCUGAUUUGCCUGAUUCCCCACCAGUUUCUACCAUUUUCUGUGAUGUCAAUGUUGUCCCUGAGCAAGAAAAGAGCGAGCUUGAGAAAUCCAUAAAAAAAUUAGAAGGAGAAAUUGCUGAAUUGAGGUUAAAGCAAAGGUCACUGGAUGAGAAAAGAAGAGAAGCAUUGAAUAAAAUAUUGGACAUCAAAGGCACCAUUAGAGUAUUUUGUAGAGUUAGACCUUUCCUUUGGACAGACAAGAUAAGAGACCAGGAACCAGUUUCUAUUGGACUCGAUAGGAUUGUGGUUAGAUCAUCUGGAAGUCGGAAAGAGUUUGGAUUUGAUAAGGUGUUUCAUCAAGAAGCUAAUCAAGAAGAUGUUUUUGUUGAGGUUGAGCCAAUCCUCAGAUCUGCACUUGACGGGCACAAUGUAUGCAUUUUUGCCUAUGGUCAAACUGGCACUGGCAAGACAUUUACAAUGGAUGGCACAACAGUCGAGCCAGGAAUCGUUCCUCAAGCUUUAGAAGAGAUUUUUCAUCAAGUCUCUUUGGACAACUCAUCUUCUUUUACUUUUUCAAUGAGCAUGUUGGAGGUUUAUAUGGGUAAUUUGAGAGAUCUACUAGCUUCAAAGCCUGCAAUAAGAGCAAACGAAACUGUGGCAAGAUGUAAUCUAAACAUUCAAACCGAUCCAAAGGGGUUAGUAGAAAUUGAGGGUCUGACAGAAGUUGACAUACCUGAUUUUGCAAAAGCCAGAUGGUGGUACACAAAAGGCAAGAGGUUUCGGCAUACUUCAUGGACAAAUGUGAAUGAGGCAUCUAGCAGGUCACACUGCUUAACAAGGAUCAUCAUUUGUCGACGUGGGGAUACUCGGGAAGCUAGACCAAAAGUAAGCAAACUGUGGAUGGUUGAUCUCGGAGGGAGUGAGCGGUUGUUAAAAACUGGAGCCACUGGACAAACCCUGGAUGAGGGAAGGGCUAUAAAUCUUUCCCUUUCUGCUUUAGGUGAUGUCAUUGCAGGUCUAAGAAGGAAGAGGGGCCAUGUGCCUUACAGAAAUAGCAAGUUAACUCAAAUCCUCAAAGAUUCCUUAGGUGUUGGUUCCAAAGUGUUGAUGCUUGUGCACAUAAGCCCGAGUCAAGAAGACGUUGCAGAAACAAUCUGUUCUUUGAGCUUUGCAAAGAGGGCCAGAGCAGUGGAAUCUAGUAGAGAAUUACCAGAGGACUUGAAGAAGCAAAGAGAAAACAAGAUAUCAGAGCUUGAGGAGAACAUGAGAGAAGCUGAAGAAGAAUGUCAGAAAAUUACAAAUCAAGUAAGGAAGGCUGAGUUCCUAUUAAAUGAAAACAAAAAAUUUUACUCAACUGCUUAUGGGAUUCCUGAUGAGAAUGAGGAAAAGAAUCCUGAAACUCCCAAAGAAGAUGUCAAAGAUCAUGUCAUUGGAUCACCUAGAAUCACUCAGAAAGCAAUUAAACAAAAUAUUCAUCGUUCUCUCCCUCGGUUCAUGGCUUCUACUGUGGCUAGUCGAGAAAGGCAAUGUGUUGCUGAAAGAGAAAUUGUCAAAAGGGCAACAAGCUUGAGAUCAGGAGCCAAAAGUUCAGUGCAGUUCUCAGGUGCUCAAUCCCUUAGCUUUUCAGACCCUCGUUUUAGAGCCUUUUUACGACACUCAAAUAAGAGUUCCCGAUUCAAAGACACAAAUGCUCCAGCCACUGAGAGUCCAAAAUGCAGUGACAUAGCCUUGAAGACAACCUCCUUGCCAAGAACCAAGAUGGUCACUUCAUCUGAUCCAAACAUGAGAGUUAAACUUGGUCAUCACAGAAGAAGGAUGUCUGAUUUUGUCUAACAAUAAAGAACAACUCUUUUGAUAACCUUUUACAGCAUAUAUGUCAAAAAUGAAAUGUAUAAGGUGUUCAUUUUCUUUUUUGCUGAGUCAUUUUCAAUGUCGUUUUUCUUUUCCUGUUUCUAUUGAGUGAUCUGUGCUUGUGCCAUCAUAUAUUUUUGUAUUGUGGGUGGUUUGCAGGCUUGUGUGGGAUCUGUUAACAUAACACUUGUUCACAAGAUCCCUGUAUUGAAAUGGUUUUUUUAGGUUUGAUAUAUGUACUGUUAACUAUUCAUUAACAUGAUUCUUGUAACCCAAAUGAUGUUUAUAUAUCAAAGAGCUAGCCUAGAUUCCUGCCUUGUACCAUCUGCAAUAGAAACUCUUUUUUACUUACUUUUUCCCUGAUAAAUUUUCCAAUGGCUUGCUUCA
Durio zibethinus is the source of this 3042-nucleotide messenger RNA. RefSeq names its product P-loop containing nucleoside triphosphate hydrolases superfamily protein. Gene Ontology annotation, cellular component: microtubule cytoskeleton. The record is from RefSeq and is a predicted model, not a curated record. Gene Ontology annotation, molecular function: microtubule binding; microtubule motor activity; ATP binding. Gene Ontology annotation, biological process: microtubule-based movement. NCBI's taxonomy places the organism in Eukaryota, Viridiplantae, Streptophyta, Magnoliopsida, Malvales, Malvaceae.